Molecule: messenger RNA, 2605 nt
Organism: Rhinolophus ferrumequinum (greater horseshoe bat)
Lineage: Eukaryota; Metazoa; Chordata; Mammalia; Chiroptera; Rhinolophidae
Gene: SMLR1
Product: small leucine rich protein 1
Exons: 3
Coding region: 1-417 (138 amino acids)
Source: RefSeq, a predicted model, not a curated record
AUGCUCACAGCAGCUUUAUUUGUAGUAGCCUAUGAUGGGAAACAACCAAAUGUCCAUCAACAGAGCAAAGUCCACAAAAAGUUCCACCGAGAUGUGCUGAGCAAAGGCCAGAUUCCCGUAAGAAAACAAGUGCAACAUCUCAGCCACUCUGCCCUCAUCCCGGCUGUGAACCCUACCAGCCCGGGAGGGUCUGUGUCAUUGGCAAUGAGCCCUGUGCUGUCAGCGUUCAUGAGAGAGAUCCCCAGCUGGUUCCUACUCUGUGGGGUCUUCUUACCUGUGACUUUGCUGCUACUCCUUCUCAUUGCCUACUUCAGGAUCAAACUGCUGGAGGUCAAGGAAGAACUGUCCCUGACUCCUGGUCGCCAACACGACAGCAAGGAUAACUCUUCUCUGUACAAGAGAAUGAAACAGACGUGACUAAUCAAUGACUGAACUUCUACUGAUCAGAGGAACGGCUUAGCUCAUAAAGUAGGUUAAUAAACUAGAACCACAGCAAAAACAGAAAGAAUACAAAGAUGCUCGUUCUGAACCAGAUUGAAAAGUGGCAGCUAUUAUCCAAAAGGGCUUCUUUUAGACUCAGCUUAAAGAACAGUUCCUCGGAGAGUAUCAAGAAUCUUAAGAUUUUCUUAGGUGUGCUCUAUGGACUGGACGCAUUGUAACUUUCUUUUAUAGGAAAAUGUUUACUCUGAAGGGCAUAUUUAAAAAAUUAAGUCCUUAAGCAUCAUUAUUACGUAAUCCUGUGGAAGCCCACACUAUUUGAGAAAUAAAGAAACUCUGGUAGAGAACAAAUGGACAGCAAAAGAUGGAUGCCUCAAGAGCUCUGCGGAUUCCCUCUAUGAGAGCAGUCCCCCUUCCUCCUCUUGCAGUUUGGCAACUCUUGAUACUUUUUCAAACAUCAUUCUGGCCCUAAGUUUGCUUCUCUCCUCCUUCUUCCAGUUGCUUUCACAAUCCCAUUAUCAAAUCACAAAACCAGUGCAGUCUCUCGAUAUGAGAUAUGAAACGUCCGCGAAUGCAGCUUUCAGCAUGGGGUGACUUGGAAAUACCGGCCAUUUGGUACUGGGGGGAAAAAGCAGAAUAUUCAUGUAUCUCAUGAGGAGAAUAAUUCAAGACUUUGCCUUUAACACCCAAACAUCAGGGAGCUAUUUCAAAAUAAGAAGUCAACGUUUCCCAAGCAGAAUUCUUCUCUUUCAGUGGGAGCUCCAAAGAGCCAACAUAGGUAAUCGUUUAAAAGGAACAUUUAAUUCAAAGUGGUAGUUAGAAUAGUAACUACUAUUGUGCUUUCCAGUUUUCUAAUUAACAUUAACAAAAGAUACUUAACAUGUCCUAAGUGUAAGUCUGAUUAUAUUCCAGUAUUUGCAUAUUACUCUAACAGGCUAUAAGUGAUUAACUUUAUAAAACGUAAGGUAUUUGGUCACUUGGAAAUGCACCCAUCCGUAGUGACAUACAAUCACACAAAAGAUUGUGUGGAUGACAGAAAGCAAGCAUGUGCCACCAGUGCUGGAUAUUUUCUGCUUCUCCCCUUCACCCCCAAAUUCUUCAUAUGUACUCAGUGAGCUAUUGGUCUCCAUUUGUACUUCUUGAAUAUGAAACUCACUGUUUGACUGAAGACACUAUUCUGUGGUUUAUUGUAUUUGAUUACAAUGAAAAUGUCUGGGGCUCUCAGGCUGAGGUAAUUUAGAAUAACAGUGUUUAUGCCAUAUGGAAGGAAUAACAAUAUUCUUUCAGUUCUGGGAGGAAUCUCUUUUUAGCCCCUGGUGGAAAUCAGCUUAUGUAAAAAUGCUUUCUUUAACAGAAGGCGUGUAAGGAUGAAUCGUGUUCCCAGCUGCCAGCUAAAUCUGUGGUUCGGCCACCAGCAUUUGCUCCACCUUCUUCUGGAAAAUGGGAACUUUGGAAGCCUGACUUUUGGCUCCGGGUGGACGCCAUCCCACCAUCUCUGCCUUAUCAGGGAAAAUGCAUCUCAGCUACUGUGGCAACAGAUGAGCUCUAAACAAACACGUUUUCAGCAAUAAGCAUAACCAAGUAGUUUAAAGCAAGACCUAUUACUUUUGUUGCUGUUGAAUGAGAGUAAGGAAUUUCCAAUGAAAUUAUGAGUAGAUUCGUGAAUGUUUUUAAAUGGAGAGAGAAACAGAAACAUGCUAAUUUUCCCAUGGAGAGACCAAGUCCCAAGGGUUUCACUAUAUUCUGCUUGAAGGCACCACUCCUCAAUUUGACAAGCCCUCUGAAGAGCACAGCCAGCCAGUGGCCUGGCCGUUCCUUUGCUCUUCACAUGCUCAUGUCCGGUUUUAGAUCUCCUUUCACCUGGAACUGCUACGGCUGUUCUUCAUCCUUGCAGCCACCUCGAUUGGGCCAGCAGCCUCCCUUCAUUCUCCCAUAUUCUGCUCCCUCCAAUGCUCUAAAGCCUUCCAGCCCAGACCAAAAAUGCUCUCACAAAUCUAAAUGUGAUUACCAGUUCCUAGUCUUCUUUCUAAUGUUCUAAUAUCUGAAAGCAUUCCCAAUUCUAUUUCCCCAACAGGAGACCAAUAAAACAUUUUAAUGGGUGCUUUAAGUUUUAUGUUGCCAUUUCUUCAGUGAAAAUUUACCAAAGAAUAAAUUAUUUUUUACAGAG